Fundulus heteroclitus (mummichog) is the source of this 1753-nucleotide messenger RNA. RefSeq lists its product as uncharacterized. The record is from RefSeq and is a predicted model, not a curated record. The transcript has 5 exons. NCBI's taxonomy places the organism in Eukaryota, Metazoa, Chordata, Actinopteri, Cyprinodontiformes, Fundulidae. Bases 136 to 1122 code for a protein of 328 amino acids.
AGCUAUUAUCCUGAAGUGACUCGUGCUACGUAUAAAAGGCAGAGACAUGAUUUGCCUGCUUCACAUUCACACUUCACUGUCUCACAGAGUUUUGGCUUGCUGAUAGUUCCCUUGGCUCUGGGCAUCACUGCUAUUAUGAAGAUGAGGAUUCUUCUGCCAGGGGUUUUUCUUGGACUUCUUGCUGUGAUCCACUCUUCACCUAUUGACUCUAUGACCCAGGUCUCUCCCAAGCAAGAGGAUGAUGUUCUAGAAGAGGUCAUGACAGAUGGGUUCCUUGUUGACCAUCCUUUUGGCACUUCGUUCACGACUGAGCCCCCCAAAAGAAACACAAUGGCGCAGGCAUCCCAGCAGCCGUCUUCUGAAGUCGAGGGCAGUGGUGUCUUCGAACAUUCUGGGAUUUCUGGGACCGAAUCCCCUGAAAUGUCCACAACGGUUCAGGCAGCGCUGCUGCCCUUCUCUAGUGAAGGCAGUGGUUUCUUAGUGACACCUACUUCACCAAUAGGCAAAACGCCUGAAAUGACAACUAUCCCCACAACUCCGACCUUGGAUGUCUCAGUUGAGGAAAGUGGUACCACAAUCAACUGUGUUUCCUCCUUUAAAGACUUACGGGCUCCAUCUCUACAAACAACCUCAGAGGACACACCAGAAGGUAGUGGUGACAGCUUAGUCUCCAGCACAACAACUCUGAGUGCUUCAACUACACUGCCCCCUACCAUCUCAAAUCAGCCUGAAGAACCAAGAAUCAUCCCAGACUCUGGGAACGUAAAAGGAGCCAGGAUGUAUAUAAACCCGGCUGAGAGAACAAACAGUGCGCUUCCACAUGUAUCAGAAGGACCAAACUCACAAAUGCAGAAUGGACACGUCACACCUGAUUGGAUCAUUAUCCUUGGAUUUAUUGUUGGUGUCGCAGCCCUCGUAGCACUUUGCGCUGCUAUAGCUACCAGAGACAAAUGGAAUGCUCCCAAGGAGAUGUCCGAGAACAAAACGAAUGUCUCGAACCAGAAGAGGGAGCAGGAGAUGCAGACUUUCCUGCACAAAGAAGAGCCCAAACAGAAUGGAAAGGAAGCCGAGUACACAGUUAUUCCCCUGAACGACCUUCCUGAUUGUUAUUCAUCAGACUGAGGUUGAGAGUCUGACCAUCUGGAGCAAAUCACAAGACUGUUUUUUUUUUCUUUUUAAUAACAUGACGUUUUUUAAAGGAACAAAACUGGACUGUUCAGCAGAAUUAUUUCUGUGGAAUUUCGCACUUCUGGACUUGUUCUGACAGAAGUGUCUUCUUUUUUUUUUGAAUGAUGCCUUUCCUAAAGCUUCAUGGGACUUGAAAUGUAAAAAAGGCUGAUAUAUUUAUUGCCAUAUUCAACUUUUUUUUUAUUACAUAGACAACUAUUCAGGUAUGGUGCACAGAUGCCUUUUAUUUCAUUUCAUUUCAACAAGAAAGGUUUUUGACAAAGUGUAUUGUUUCCUUUUUUAUUGUAAUUGUCUCACUUUUUUACGUGUAUUUGUUUUAAUGUUAUUUCAAUAUCUUUGUAGUAAUCUUAUUGAAGAAUGUAUUGUGAGUUUUAACUUAUAUGAAGCUGCUCUGCUGCUUUCCUAUUUCCAUUAUGCAGCCUGGGAACACUGAGCAGCACCCAGCCUGCUAACUCCACUGCUCUUCUUUUCUCCCACACAUCACUUCAAAGGUUGUGAAACGCACUUGCCGAAUAUUCAUUGCGUCCCACGUCAAGCAGGAAAUAAACAGCAACUCAUCAGUAAA